Sinocyclocheilus anshuiensis is the source of this 1502-nucleotide messenger RNA. RefSeq names its product myeloid ecotropic viral integration site 3 (gene meis3). The coding region runs from base 147 to 1394 and encodes 415 amino acids. Gene Ontology annotation, molecular function: DNA binding. The transcript has 13 exons. Gene Ontology annotation, biological process: regulation of DNA-templated transcription. The record is from RefSeq and is a predicted model, not a curated record. NCBI's taxonomy places the organism in Eukaryota, Metazoa, Chordata, Actinopteri, Cypriniformes, Cyprinidae.
CCGCUAAUACUGGAUAGCCUACUCGGCCCGGUCCGCGCUUGUGCUGCUACAUUCUUAUUAAGUUCUUGUAGAGAGUGUGUCUUAUCUGCCGCUCUGGUGUGUGUUGUCAUCCGUCAGUGAGUGUGUGAGCUCGGCUUCCGUAUCGCAUGGAGAAGAGGUAUGAGGACUUGGUGCAUUACCCAGGCUCUGAUGCCAUGCCUGUGGGAGACUACAGGGAUGCCAUGAGGUCACUUCCUCCACCUCACUAUGGCCACACUGUGCCUGACUCCCUGAAACACCACCGGGACCAGAUCUAUGGUCAUCCUCUGUUUCCACUCCUGGCUCUGGUAUUUGAAAAGUGUGAACUUGCCACCUGCUCGCCACGAGACUCCACCUCUAUGUCAAACUCCGCCCACCUCUCCGGCAUGACCAAUCACAGUGAUGUCUGCUCCUCUGAAUCGUUCAAUGAUGAUAUCGCAGCCUUUGCCAAACAAAUUCGAUCAGAGAAACCUAUCUUUUCAUCGAAUCCAGAAGUGGAUAAUCUGAUGAUCCAGGCCAUUCAAGUUCUACGGUUUCAUCUAUUAGAGCUAGAAAAGGUUCAUGACCUCUGUGAUAAUUUCUGCCAUCGGUACAUCACCUGUCUAAAAGGCAAGAUGCCCAUUGAUUUGGUGCUGGAGGACCGAGAGGGCGGAUCCAAAUCUGACAUGGAAGAUUUCACUGGCUCUUGCACCAAUCUGUCAGAACAAAAUCAAUCUUGGUUGCGAGACCCGGAUGACUGUGCGUCGACCCCCUCAGGCACCCCCAGUGCCUCCUGUGGCCUCACCUCACACAGCGCAGAGAACUGCAGCGAUGCCGGUGAUGGGUUGGAUGGAAGCGUAGCAUCUCCCAGCACGGGAGAAGAAGAUGAAACAGAUAGAGACAGACGAAACAACAAGAAAAGAGGAAUCUUUCCCAAAGUUGCAACAAACGUUAUGAGAGCUUGGCUCUUCCAGCACCUGUCGCAUCCGUACCCGUCCGAAGAACAGAAGAAACAGCUCGCCCAAGACACCGGGCUCACUAUACUGCAGGUCAAUAACUGGUUUAUAAAUGCCAGACGCAGAAUAGUCCAGCCAAUGAUUGACCAAUCAAAUCGCACAGGCCAGAGUGAUCCGUACAGUCCGGAGGGGGCAGCUCUAGGAGGAUAUGGGUUAGAUGCACAGUCGCAUUUAGGUCUUAGGACAGCAGGACUUCAGGGAAUACUGUCCCUGCCCACAGAUUACCCCGGGGCCCUACUGCCCCAGCCGGGAUACUCGCACGCUGGCCCAUCCUUGCACCCCUACCCCGGCCCCCACACUGCCAUGCUGCUCCAUCCACCACUCCACAGCCACCCCGCUGAAUCCCUCAUAGGACAAGGCCUUGACAUACAUGCCCACUAACUGAGAGCGGAGCUGGGAAGGGUGCGCUGAAAAUGGGAUGAAAGGGUACAUUAUAAAUGGACUUUGCAGUACCACAUUCCAUUGCUCUCACCAAACCUUCAGGGCAUC